UCCGGCGCCUGGCCGGGAUGCGGCUGUUGGGCUACGGGUUGAGGCUGCUCGAAGCUGGGUCUGGUUCUCGGGCUGUCACCCGGCUCCCUUUGGGCGCCGACAUGCCUAAGAAAGGUGGUGCGACGAACAAGGGUAAAAACCAGAGCAAGGAACCAGAGAGACCACUCCCUCCCUUAGGUCCUGUGACAGUUGAUCCUAAAGGCGGUGUCAGCAUAGCCAUCCAUGCCAAACCUGGUUCCAAACAAAAUGCUGUGACAGACGUGACAGCCGAGGCUGUGAGUGUAGCCAUUGCAGCGCCUCCGACAGAGGGAGAGGCUAACGCGGAGCUGUGUCGCUAUCUUUCCAAAGUCUUAGAACUCAGGAAGAGUGAUGUGGUUUUGGAUAAGGGUGGUAAAUCUCGUGAAAAAGUGGUGAAGCUUUUGGCCUCCACACCUCCGGAAGAGAUCUUGGAGAAAUUGAAAAAGCAAGUUGAAAAGAAAUAAAAGCAAGAAACGAAAAAUACGUCCUUGAGAAAAUUUUUUUUAUUGCUAAUGAUGGAGAGACUGUUAAAAUACACUUAAAUACAUAGAAUGUGUAAAUAUAUUUAAUAAGACCAGGACUCAAAAAAGAAGUAUGAAGAUUAAAAGUACUGGACAUGGAACUUAGGUUCUCAAAUUCCUGAUCCCAGACAGCUCGGGACAUGUUACUCUGUUUUCACAGAAUUACAGAGUACAGAACUGGAAAGGAUAUUUAGGAUGACCUGAUUUAGCCCCUUUCAUCUUGUGAUGAGGCUUCUGACUUCAGAAGUUAAGAGUAUUCAGGAUCACUUGGUGCAAGCUGGCAACUAGAACUUAGAUCCUUUGGCUUCUAGCUGAAUGCAGUUUAUCCUGGUUGUAAAUUAAAAUGGUAAUAUUUCCAUAGCAAUUACUGGAAUUCUGGGGACUGCCUUCUAAUCCAGUUUAAAAGUGACGGAGGAAACCUGUCACACUGCUUCAUAGUGUCACUUUAUAUUUUAAAAUGCUUAUGUAAAUGGCUUCCCUGGUAUCUUAGCUGGUCAAGAAUCCACCUACAAUGCAGGAGACCCUGGUUCGAUUCCUGGGUCAGGAAGAUCCACUGGAGAAGGGAUAGGCUACCCACUCCAGUAUUCUUGGGCUUCCCUGGUGGCUCAGCUGGUAAAGAAGCCACCUGCAAUGCAGGAGACCUGGGUUCAAUCCCUGGGUUGGGAAGAUACCCUGGAGAAGGGAACAGCUACCCACUCCAGUACUCUUGCCUGGAAAAUCCCAUGGACGGAGGAGCCUGGUAGGCUGCAGUCCAUGGGGUUGCUAAGAGUCAGACACGACUGAGCGACUUCACUUUGACUUUUCCCUUUCAUGCAUUGGAGAAGGAAAUGGCAACCCACUCCAGUGUUCUUGCCUGAAGAAUCCCAGGGAUGGGGGAUCCUGGUUGGCUGCUGUCUCUGGGAUCGCACAGAGUCGGACACAACUGAAGCGACUUAGCAGUAGUAGCAGCAGCAGCAACCCACUCCAAUAUUCCGGUCUAGAGAAUUCCAUGGACUGUGUAGUCCAUGGGGUCACAAAGAGUCAAACACUUUUGAGCAACUUUCACUUUAAUGUAAAUGCAACAUUUUUUUGUCUUUUUAAAAUUCUGUUGAGCAUUUUGUUAAAAAGAACAAUCAAGACUUGGAAUUUAGAGAGUUCCCUGGCAGUCCAGUGGUUAGGACUCAGCACUUUCACUGCCACGGCCCAGGCUCAAUCCCUGGUCAGGAAACUCAGAUCUCAUGAGCAGAACACUACCAAGCAAAAAAAAAGAAGAUUUGUAAUUUCACGUUAAUUUUCCUCUUGGAUGGUAACUCCAGUCAUCAAAUCUAUUGUCCUUAUGAAUCUCCUAAGAUCUUCAAAAGAAGACAGAAGAUCUGGAAACUAUUUUCAAUACUGGUGAAAGCCUGUCCUGUCAGAAGUCAUAUCUAUAUUGAGGCUUCAAAAACUAAUAAUAUCUUGUUUUUAAAUAUUCAAUACAAACUAUAGUAAUUAAGGUAAUCUAGAUAAGUACUAAAUUUGCUGAUGGAAGAGUUGAUUUGCAAUUGUCUGCUUUGUCCAAAUCCACUAAAAGGACCAAUAAUAAAAAUGAUGGAUGGUAAAAGAACUGGGAGCCACUCGUCCAGGACAACUUAUUUUGUUGAGAGGAACCAAGGACAGUCAGUGCGGUGGCUCAUCCGAAAUCAGAGUAAAGGACAGAGCGCAGGUUGCACUCAGCUGCCUUCUCUUAUGCCGUCUGCCCCCAGAUGUGCUCUGCUUUACGUGGUCUUGGCUUCAGAAUCCUUUCUGUUCUUUUUCAACACUGUUUUGGUGUGUGCA
This is a messenger RNA of Budorcas taxicolor (takin), 2333 nucleotides long. It is a transcript of the gene C21H15orf40, whose product is annotated as chromosome 21 C15orf40 homolog. Lineage: Eukaryota; Metazoa; Chordata; Mammalia; Artiodactyla; Bovidae. The transcript has 4 exons. Gene Ontology annotation, cellular component: cytoplasm. Bases 18 to 482 code for a protein of 154 amino acids. The record is from RefSeq and is a predicted model, not a curated record.